This is a messenger RNA of Cryptococcus amylolentus CBS 6039, 1275 nucleotides long. RefSeq names its product glucosamine-6-phosphate deaminase. Lineage: Eukaryota; Fungi; Basidiomycota; Tremellomycetes; Tremellales; Cryptococcaceae. Gene Ontology annotation, biological process: carbohydrate metabolic process; D-glucosamine catabolic process; N-acetylglucosamine catabolic process. Gene Ontology annotation, molecular function: glucosamine-6-phosphate deaminase activity; identical protein binding. The transcript is spliced from 5 exons. The record is from RefSeq and is a predicted model, not a curated record. Gene Ontology annotation, cellular component: cytoplasm. The coding region runs from base 87 to 1031 and encodes 314 amino acids.
CAGAAUCACAUCUCAUCUCUCUUUUGCAUCCCAUCUUUCAUCCCCCCACCACUAGCUUGAACAACCCCUUAUCACUCCCCAUCACCAUGAGACUGACUAUCCGCAAGACCAAAGAGGAAGUAGGGAACUACAUUGCGGAAUACAUUGUCGCCCGCAUCAACUCGUUCACCCCCACCGCCGACCACAAGAACUUUGUCCUCGGCCUUCCCACCGGCUCCUCCCCCUUGCCCGUCUACAAGCGGCUAGUCGAACUUUACAAGGAAGGCAAAGUCAGUUUCAAAGAUGUGAUCACUUGUGAGUAUUUCUCUCACCGGAUGGGGCGUAUGGGGCGGUGUCAGGCAAAACACGCUGCUAACGCACGGCGCGCAGUCAACAUGGACGAAUACGUGGGCAUCCCGAGGGAUCAUCCCGAGUCUUAUCACACGUUCAUGUUUACCAAUUUUUUCUCUCUCGUGGACAUCAACGCCGAAAACGCCCACCUCUUGAACGGCAACGCCGAGGAUCUUUACAAAGAAUGCGAAGAUUACGAAGCCUCCAUCAAGGCUGUCGGCGGGAUCGACCUGUUCCUAGGCGGUAUUGGUGCCGACGGGCACAUUGCUUUCAACGAGCCCGGAUCUUCCCUCACAUCCAGAACCCGAAUCAAGACCCUCGCCUACGAGACCAUCCUCGACAACUGCCGUUUCUUCAACAACGACCUCUCCGCCGUACCCCGCAUGGCCCUCACUGUUGGUGUGCAAACCGUCAUGGACAGUCGGGAGGUUCUGUUGGUGGUCACGGGCCAGCAGAAGAGUUUGGCGUUGAAGGAGAUGAUUGAAGGGAGCGUAAAUCAUAUGGUGACUGCUAGUGCUUUGCAGACGCACCCUUGGGCUUUGGUUGUUUGCGAUGAGGACGCCACCCUCGAACUGAGAGUCAAGACCGUCAAGUACUUUACCAGCCUCGAAUUCGUCCAGAAUGAGGUGGAAGCAAAGUACGGCUCGCUCGCUUCGAAAAAGUUUGGGAUCGGUAGGCCGACUGCUGCAAGGGAGAUCUAGAGCGCUGGUGCUAGCUAUGUACGAAGAUACGAGUGACGAGCUGAAUGGUAGAAAGGACGUGUAGGUCUCAUGUUGUCUGGCAUGAAUAUGUCAUGAACACUUCAGUUUCUUUGUCUGUUGGCCGAUGUGGCGUUUCCUUGGCUUGAGAAACAUCACGAUGUCUUGAAAAUGAUGAGAUGCUACAACCCACGCCCACUGCAUUUGCCCGUUGCCAAUGGGAGAAGGAGAUAGUAGAUAAAAGGAG